Molecule: messenger RNA, 5644 nt
Organism: Porites lobata
Lineage: Eukaryota; Metazoa; Cnidaria; Anthozoa; Scleractinia; Poritidae
Source: the annotation of a GenBank genome assembly
AUGCCGUUUAGCAGUGUUUGCUGCUGUCCCAAACACGACGCGUGGGGAUUUGGACAAGUCGGUCCAAAACAGCUGUUUUCGUUAUCAUAUCAGGAAACUAAGUACUGUGGCUCUGGAAAGUGGAGUACAGCUGGACACAAGGAGAGAAAACGAAAGAUUUGCGGUUUAUGCCGGGACAAAAUUAAGCUCCUAAAGAGAUGCGAAACACUGGAGCUUGAGGUAAGGUGAAGUCAGUAGAUCUUCGCACCUUCUGAUGAUGUGAUACUGUGUUAGAUCUUUUCGAAACCUAGGUGUUCCGCGUUACUCUUCUUUCAUUCAACUUUUUUAUUUUUGUAGGCUGCUUCAUCAAGCCAAAUAGUAGAUUCACCGGCUACUGAAAAUGAACAAGUUGAAGUUUGUGUGCCACAGGAUGAGCCUGAUACUUUCAUUGAACAUUCUGUGACAGAGGACAAAGCUUGUCAAGUUCCCGAAAAUGCCCAUACACGCCAGGGUUAUGAAUGUGUUGGUCAUAGAAGGAAACUGGACUUAAGAAGUGAAAUUAUGUGCAAAAUAGACGCAUUGCUAGAUAACUAUACUUCCGAUGGUGAGGAGGGUAGACAGGCCAUCAUGAAUGACAUUCUGAGCAGCCAAAAAUUCCAAGGGAAGUUUGGGGAUGUAUUUACCAAGCACCGAAAACAAAGCAGCGAUGACAAAAUUUUGAAAUUAUUGGCUAAGGACUACAUUGCAGCAAAAGACAAAGAGAGCAGCAAAUUGAUACGGGCACAGGGUGCUAAGGUAGCCAACAAACUUAUUAUAGGUGACAGCAUGAAAACAAGCAACUUGAUUUUCAGUGGAGUAAGGCAAGGAAAAAAUCGAAUAGAGACGGCACAAGCCAUUGGCCGAUUGAGUAAGUUUGGGGACGAACGAAGAAGGCUUCUCUCAAUUGUGGCAUGUGACUUCUCAAUGUCAGAACUCCAGGAAUAUUUUCCCUGUUCAAAGAGUACAAUCACUGCAGCGCGAGUUCAUGCCAUCUUGUUUGGAAGAGGUGGUGUCCCCCGUGAUGGCUUGUCAUUUACCAGGCAGGCAGUGAGCCCUGAGAUCAUUCAAGAAUUCCAAAACUUUAUCACUCAAGAUGACAUCUCAAGGCCAUCUUCAUGUCGAAGCGUGCUUGUGGAUGGAAAAGAAAAGGGGUUAAGAUAUUGGCUUUGUGAUAUAAAGGAAGUUAUUCAGCAGUACCAGCUCAAAUUUCCUGGUGGUCUGAAGAGAACCUACAUUUAUUCUCACUUGCCCAAAAACUUUCGUAUGAACUCAAUGUUGGCAGGUCUUUGCAACCUUUGCGAUGACUUUGGACAUUCAAACUUUGAUUCGUUGGAAUUGCUAUUAGGCAAUAUCAGAGAAGAGGGUGUUAUAAGUGUCAGUACCCAUUCCAAUUUCACGGGCAUGUCCAGACAGUAUCAGAAGUUUCUAAAGGUGCAGUUCCCCAAAGAGGUAAGAAAUAGAGCAAAUUAUAUUUUAUUACAUGCAGAUUUUAUCCUUUGUAUUGCUGACCGAAAAAGUCUUCAUAAUUGUGGAUCAAGCAAUAAAAUAACAAAGGUUGGGUAUGCCAAGGUGCUAGAAACCAUGCUUUAAGAACAUGAAACGGUAGUGUCAAUACUUGAAGAGAAUCUAAUAGGAUUCGAAAUAACUGUUUAUAGGCAUUUAUUUGUUUGACACCUGUGUGUUUAGAACAUUUUGUUGAAAGUGCACAUCAAAAAGUUAGUUCUCAGACACUGUAUUUUCAUAAACUGCAUAGAGGUUGGGAAUGACAUUUACAGCAAAUGGUAAGCAUUAAUUUGCACCACAUGACCUUUGCCUGUCAUUUACUUCUACAAAAAAUAAGUAUUUUUAUGUCAUUUUUAUUUGUAAGAAUUGUUUUCAGCUGAUUUUAUAUGCCUAUUUUCUAUUUUGAGACAUUCUCAACUUGAAACUGAUGUUUGUCGUCUACUGUAAACAUGACUGGUUAUCUCUCCAAUAUCUUCAAGGUGUUUCAGAUUCACCCAUCUUUGAGAAAGAGAAGUGUUUUCUAAUGUUUGGCCACUUUUGUUCUUUUUUUUAUUUGGGUUUUAGUUGGAGAGGCAUUCAGCUUGUGCCGAGCUUUGUUUGGAUUAUGCCCUUGGCCAAUGCUCAGCGGAACAUAUGCAUCGUUCUUCAAAUGUGGAUGACUUUCACAAGUUAAGGAAAGAAAUAAAAGAUGCUCUGAAUGGAAUUAAUGAUGCAGCUAAGAAGGCUUCAUUCACCAAGUCCUGGGAACAGAUUGAGUUGAACCACAAGGAGUACCUUGCACACAUUGUUCGCACCAAACAUCAGGGGGACUACUAUCGGUAUGUCCUUUCAAACCUUCAGCCUGGAGAGGUAGUUGUAAUCAUCGAUUACAAAAUGAAAGUUGAGCUUGGUCUUAGAACCCGUGAGAACCAAAGAGAAUGGUAUGGAAAAAGAGGAAUUUCUCUACAUGGUUUCCUUGUAAUUGCACAGGUAAGUUCAGUUCUUGACACGAUUGUGAAAGUUUAGGUCGUUGCAUCUUAUACAUGUACAUGUAGGGUCAUUGUUCACACUUCCUUCAACCUAGUUUUCUUGAGAAUUGCAUCAUACCCUAUUUUUUAAAGAUAAAGUUGAAUUUUUUCAAUUCUGUAAUUGUGAGGCUGUUGAUUUGCAAUUUUUGGUAUGUUCUAGGUCACUUCUUUCCCUUUGAAGAUAUUACCGCCUGGCCAUAGCAAAACCUCCAUUUUGCUUUUCACAGUUUUGUCUUAGGUAGAUGACUUUUUGUUCAUUUUUGUUGGCCAUUUGAGGGCCUUGCAAGUUCUUCUGUUUCCUUUUAUAUGGGUGUGUUUGUAUUAAGAGGGAUUUGCUUUAUAACCCAAAACUAUGGAAUAGUAAUUUUUUGGGGGGGUGAAUUAAAUGUUUUUCAGGUGGCAGAGGGUCAGCGGAAAACAGAAGUCAUUGACUUAUGGUCAGAAGAUACCAAACAGGAUGCGUGGUUCACACAAAGUGCCCUUGACAUAGGAUUCAGAUGGUUAGAGACUGCUUACCCGGGAUUUUCUGUCUACCUGUUUUCUGGUAAGUCUCAUGAACAAAGUAACAUGAACAUGAAAUUAGUGAUUAUGAUAUGUACCAUUCAAAAGGUACUUGUUGUAUAGAUUGCAAAAGGCAGUUCAAAAGCUCUUUUCUUUAUUUUCCAAAAGCAGAAGGUAUUUUUUUUCAUUAUUUUUUCCAAAGAGUAGGUCCUUUCCCCCAGUUAGAAAAAACAAACAAACAAAUUUUUGAUUUGUGUUGCUUUUUUUCUUUCUUUUCUAAGCUCUGCCUUUUUUAUUUUAUUUUUUUUUAGAUAAUGGGCCGCAUUAUCACAAUAGCGCAGUCCUCUUUUAUCUCUCUGAGGUGAACAGAGUUUUUAACUUCACACUAAAGGAAUACAACAACUUCGAAGCUGGAGAGGGGAAAUCCCAACUUGACUCCCACUUCGCGCACAUAAGCCAUAAAAUCGUUCGGUGGGUGCGUUUGGGCAAUGACCUAGAAAGCGGAGAGCAGGUUGCUGAAUUAAUAGAGGUAUGUAAAUGAAUAUAUUUUUUACUAUUGACUCUUUAACCUCUAAAAUGGCAAUAUUGCAUACUGAUUCCAAUUUCCUUUUUUUAAAAAUCCUACAUUUAUAAGGACGAUUAGAACUAGGCGAAUUAAUGUCAAUGUUUUUGUUGGAAUGGUAACUGUUACACCAGUGACAAUAUGCUUUAGAUCCCAAGUGCAAAUUUUAGAAUGGGAAUCCCUUUACCUAACUCAUUCCAGACCAGUGUGAAAAGGUUAAUGAAGUAUCCUUUCUUCAUAACAAUCUCUGGUGGAUUUUAUUUAUAACUUCUAAAAAGGCAUAUUAGGUGUGCCAAAAUGUUCAAACUAUGGUGAACAAUCAUGCAAGUUUUUGUCGUAUUCAAACAGUCAAUUCUUUUGAUUUUUACAGUCAAUGAAGAAUGCAACAUGCAAGAAGCUCCUCAUUGAUAGGUCCAAAGCAAAAAAAGUGGGAACACUAAAAGAUAUAUCCCUGUUUGGAAGUUUUAUCUUCCCCACUGAGGGCCAAUUUGCCAAUGGCCUGCAGAUGAGACCACUAGCUGGAAUUGGAAAUAGUUCCAGCAAGAAGAAGGAGCAAAUAUGUCAACUAAGCGGGCGUCACAUUCCAAUAGCUGGUGCAACUGGUGCCAUUACCUCCGAAGAACAGCCUGAUGCAGAACCAGUUCAGUGCCCUACCUCUUUCCCAGCAUCAAGGAAUGAAGGAUAUUCUGUGCGUUUUAUCCAACAUGCACCUGAGCAAACAGUGGCUCCUUCACUGCACCCUGUUACAGAUGACCAGUAUCUACUGCUAAGGCUGGAGACUGGAUAUGCCCUGAAACAUGGCCCAGGAAAACGCACAGUUUUUAGUCAAGCCCAAAAAGAGAUCAUGAUAGAAUUUUAUAACAGGCAGGCGGUAAACCGCAUCAGAGCGGAACCUAAGGACGUCAUGAAGGCAAUGGCAGAUGCAGGAUUAGAAGUUCUUUCUGCAAUCCAAAUAAAGAAUUGGUGGUCUACAUACCACCGCAAGAACAGACAACAGCUAGCAGCUAAUAUGCCACCUGCUGUGACACCAGCUACUGUGCCAUCCUACUCAAUGCCAGAUGUGCCUUUAAGUUCAACAACAUCCUUUGUAAUACCAACUACAGUAACAUCCAGUGUAAUGGUACCCACUGUAGGAUGCAGUGUAAUGACAGCUACUUUGCCAUCCGGAAUGGUACCAGCUACAGUGACAUGUAGUGUACAGCCACCUACAUGUACAGUGACGUCUUGUUUAAUAACAGCUACAACAACCAAGGAAGUAUCACCUACAGGAACUAUGGCACCAACUACGGUGACAACCAGUAGGACACCUGCCAUGACAUCCAGUACAAGUCCAGCAACUGUCCCUCCCAUACCGCCACCACCUGCUCCUUCUUCCAGUGUUACAGCACUAUCACCUUCAAUCCCACAGGCAAUUUUGACUGGUCGUUUUUCACAGCUGUCAAGUGUUGUAACUGAAUGGUCAUUCCCAGAAAGUUUCAGCCAGUCCACUCUUGAUGGAAGGAAUGGAAGCAAUGCAUGUGCUUUCAUUUCUCUGUACUUUGGUCAAAUUGCUUCCAAAGGCCUGCUUCCCCCCCGAAAUGGACUUCACUUGGACAUCUCAUGGAAGGAUUCUCUCAGGCAGGCAAUGAUAAAAGGCAAUGAAUUGCAUGAUGAUUUGUUUGAUCAUGAGGGUGUUGAUCUAAAUGUGGAUGAUGCAGCUGAAAUGGCUGGAGAGGACUGUGGCAUUCUCUGCAUUGGACAACAAAAAGAUUUAUUUGGAGGAACUGGUGUUGCCAAGCAGUUACUUACCAAUUUUCUUGAUGAAUUGUCUAACAAGAAAGAACGAGUAUGCCUCCUAUUUUGCUCUUCUGGAAGAACAAUGUUUUUGCUGGUUGACAGUUGUGGCAGUUUCUAUUUUGCUGAUUCGCAUUCCCAUGUUAACAGUGGCGCCCUUAUUGCCAGUGUAGGCCCAGGUCAAGGGAAAGCAUUUACCGACUGGAUUGAUAGAAUGAUGGACAUCAACUGGCAAUCCCCUCUUACACUGGGGUCAGUAACUGAGGUUAUCUAUGCAUAA